CUGGUCUGGGUACAUUCUACCACUGUGUCUUUGUCUGCCGUCGAGUCGGGAGCUCCGCGUCUGGUGUGUAGUAUUAUUAUUAAUCUGAUUAUUCCGCAUUAAAUUCAAUACCCCGCCCCAAUCGCCUGCAAUAAAGAUUGCCCUAGUGCGUGUUUGUGAGUGUAAAGUGCAGUUAUGUUGGGGCAGCCGAUGCAAAUAAACCUGUGUCUAUACCAGAAAAGCACAUAAUUUUUAGCCUCAUCAUCGUGUUUUGAAACGCCAAGUAGCAGCGUAAUGGCCAAAAAAAACCAGCCAGCCAACAAUAAAGCGUUUCCAUACAUACAAUAUUUUAUUGCUGGUUUUGGUGGUAAAUUUGCAUUGUUAACGGCCGCGGCUAGACGUGCCCCGCUUCUUUAACACACACGUCUCUCAAACGAAUACCGAUCAUCAAGUGUUUCCCCUAUUGACUCUCGUAUAUAGCCACAUGUAAAAAUCAAAAUAAGAACCAACAAAUAGCGAUACUGAUACCGAAAGCAACUAAACCGAAAGUGUAUACUAAAUACAAGCCCCGUAUGUACCACAUAAGACUGUCAUCUGCCCCUUGCGUUGCCGUGCCGUUGACAAUUUUUGUAUCUGGCCCGUAUCCGUAUCUGUACCUCAAUCUCACUGACCAACUACCGCAAGCGCAAAUGCAAAUGUUAUCUGCAAACUGCAAAACGCAAACUGCACACACCUGAACCUCAGCUCAGCUCAACUUUUAAACGUUUAAUCCUCGAACUGCCUUCAAAAACCAAAAAAACGAAAACCAACCAACCUAUCAGCCAACCUGAACCGAUCAACAAACCAACCUAUCAACGGUCUACCGCAACUGGCAAACCAAACGGCUUUAGUUUCUGUGUGAAAAAAGAAAAAGCCCAAAGAAAGCAAUCGCCCAGUCGAAAGUCGAAUAGCAACAUCAGCAGCAAAAGUAACAAGAACAAAAACAACAACAACAGCCACUGCAACUGCAACUGCAACAUCGGCAGCAGCAACAUCUGCAGCGGCAGCAACAUCUGCAGCAGCAGCAACAACUGCAGCAGCAUGUUGAAUUCGAAUGCCAGCAGCGGCAACUUGGGCAACGGCAGCAACAACAACAACAACAAUCAUGGGGGCAGCAGCCGACGUCCCUUCUCCCGCAAUUCAUCAUCGGUCCGCUCGCAUCGCGGCGGUGGGGGCGGUGUGGGGGGUCGCAUGCUCUACUCGCCACACCCACAUCCGCACGCCCACGUCCAGCAGCAGCAGCAACAACAACAACAACAGGGACAGCAGCGGUCGGGCAACAACAACAGUCUAUUGUCUAACCACAGUCCUUGGUGCAAUUUAAACGGCGGCAACAACAACAACAACAAUAUCAACGGUGGCAACAUCAACAGCAACAAUGUCAAUAACAAAGAUGCAAAUCCGAAUUGCGAUGUACAAACAAGUAAUUCUAGCGGAACUUGUAUUUAUAACAAUAGCAAAGCGCAUCAUCAUCACAACAACAGCAACAACAAUGGUCACACUCAGAGCCACAGUCACACUAAUCAUACCCAUUCCCCCCCACACCAAACUCACCACCAACAGCAUCCCCAAAUGCACCCCCAACACCACCUCCCGCAUUCGAGUCCACCACACCAGCAGCAGCAUCAGUAUAACAACAGUUACCGCCAAUACCCACCGCAUUCUCCGAACUCCCCAAACAGCAACGGGCAUUCGAAUAGCAACAACACUAGCAAUCCGAGUAGUCAGCGUUCCCAUGCCAAUCCCAACCAGAAUUCCUAUCCCGGUUACUAUGAGAUGUGUUCGGGAAGUAGGGGACCACAGACCCACACCUAUGGAUCCAUGUCCGUUUCCCUGGUGCGAUUGAAUCCCGCCCGUUUGUGCCUAACGCUGGGACCUGCCACGCCUCCCGCCCAGCGAGUAGUGUCCUUCGAAACAAGUAGAUCCCAUUCCAGUUCCAGUUCCAGCUCGAAUUCCAGUGAUCAGAACCAGAACCCGAAUCAGAAUCAUUUUAACCCACCGCCACGUAGUCAGAACCAUCAUCCACAUCCCAAUCCACAUCAGUACCAAAACCAAUACCAUCCACAACACCAAUACCAUCCAUUGCAUAAUCCACAGCAACAGACUAAUCGCCAAUCCCUCCCGCUAACACGAACGAAUUCAAAUUCAAUCAACGCAACAACUUUCAAUUCAAUCAAUCCAACAACAAAUAGUAAUCCUACUGAUGUUGUGAAUGUAAAUUCUUGUACCGAUAUAAUUCCUCAUGGGUCUUCGUCAACGUCUGCGUCGUCGAUGCUGCCCCAACAACAACAUCAAAUUAAUAACGCAUCCGCACCCAUCAAUAGCCACAGCCAGGGACAGGGUACCGGCAAUUCGCCCAAUCUUGGCCACAAUCACCAGCGUGGCUACAACAACAACAACAACAACAACAAUCGGGGAAUCGGUAAUGGAAUCGGCAAUGGCAAUGCGAACGGACCACCCGACUACAUUUACUACCGACGCGGCGUGUGUCCUGCCCUGUCGAGGGACUACUCCGGUAAUGGGAAUAAUGGAAACGGACACGGUCACAACGGCAGACGGUACAUGUCCGAUCAUCUGAACAACGCCUCCUCAUCCAUGAACGGCCUUCACCAGCGCAACUACAACGACAGGAACUUGAAUAAUCACUUUGGCAACUCGGAUCAGGGUGGACCAGACCAUCGGGAUCGAGCCGAGGGCUCCUCGUAUAACUUUAUGCGCAAUGGCGGCGGCAGCGGAGGAGGCUAUGGCCGCAAUGGAUCGCACUACCAGCACAUGUCUUAUGGGAACAACAAUGGUGCCUCUACAUCCGCCGGUGGUCCCGGAUUAAUGGGCGAUUUGCCCUCGGGAUCGGGUCUGUCGGGCUCCUCGCUGUCGCUCAACAACGGACCGGGAGGCCUCAACUCGGACAGUCCGUCGCGCAAGCGUCGUCGCAUUUCCGGAAGGCCACAGAAUGGUCCGCAGACCCAACACAGGUGCCUCAUGGCUCAGAUGCAACAGGGCAGUCCACCGUUGCGUCGUCCGCGUUUGCGGGAUGUGGCCACCUCCACGCAGCAGCAGCAACAGCAGCAGCAGUAUGGCCAACAGCAGGUGCAUCAUCCUCAGCAGCAGCAGCAGCCGCCUUCCAACUACCACCCGAUGCACCACCACCAGCCGCAGCAACACUACGUGCCCCAGCAGCAACAGCAGCAGCAGCAACAGCAGGUGCCGCCACCGCCGCCGCAUGUCCAGCGAUCUCCGUGGGAUUUGGGCGGCAGCGGGGGAAGCGGCGGAGGAGCUGCGUCGAGCAGCUCGGUGGGUCCAAUUCUGCAGCAGGUGCAGGCACCGCCGCAGCCACCGGGUCACCAGCAAACGGUGGGCUAUCCGCCGGCACCGCCGCAACCCGCCUCCCUGAUGGUGGACCUCAAUCUCAACCAGGUGCCUGUGAGCCUGCAGCUCCGUCCGUCGGAGCCUUUCUGGGCCUCCUUCUGCACGUAUCCCAUACCGGCGCAGGCCAGACUGGCACCCUGCCACCUGCACGGUGUCUACACGCAGCCCUUCCCCGCCGCCCCACCGCCAGGAUUGGCUGCUCCCCAUCCGCUCCAAGUGGCUUCGGUGCCAUCGCAGGCGCAAAUGGCCGCCGCUGCUGCGGCCGCACAGCAAAUGAUUGCCCAGGCCACGUUGACUGCUCAACAGCAACAGCGAGAUGUGGUGGCGAUUGCCACAGCUAAUCUGGGACCGAUUGAGGCGCCGGGUGCCAAUCAUUUGGACGGUCAUCAUGGCCCCGGCGGACCCGGUGCCCACGGACAUCCGCACACGCAUCCGCAUGCCCAUCCACACGCCCAUCCGCAUGCCCAUCAGCUGCCGCCGGGCAUUCACAUCACACCGCUGAGCGGAGCGGCUGCGGCAGCCGCCACCCACCAUCUACAUUCCACGGCGGCAGCUGCAGCGGCCGUCGCCGCCCAGGCCAGCGCCCAGCUGUCCGCCGGGCCGCAGCAGAUCAUCAUCUCGUCGGAGCGACGCACAUUCCCGCCCCACCGCCGCAUACCGCGCUUCUGGCCGGCGAAUCAUGGCCAUCGCCAUGUCCUGCCGCCACAAUCGCUGGCCGCCCACCAAGCGCCCGUGCAGAUUCAGGCCACCUCGGGCAUCAUCAACCCGGGCUUCUUGCUCAACUUCCUGGCCAUGUUCCCGCUAUCGCCGUACAACCAACACGAUCUGAGCUCCGGCGACACCAACGAAACGGAGAACUACGAGGCGCUGCUCAGUUUGGCGGAGCGAUUGGGUGAGGCCAAGCCAAGGGGAUUGACCCGCAAUGAGAUUGACCAGUUGCCCAGCUACAAAUUCAAUCCGGAGGUGCAUAAUGGCGAUCAGUCAUCCUGUGUGGUGUGCAUGUGCGACUUUGAGCUUCGCCAGCUACUGCGUGUCCUGCCCUGUUCCCACGAAUUCCAUGCAAAGUGCGUGGACAAAUGGCUAAGGUCGAACCGCACGUGUCCGAUUUGCCGAGGAAAUGCGUCGGACUAUUUCGAUGGCGCCGAUCAGCAGCAACAGGCGCAGGCGAGCUCAGGAGCAGCUUCCGCUUUGAACAGCACUUCCGGCGGAAGCGGAAAUGCCGGAGUGGCGGGUACAUCCGCCGCAGCGGCAGCAACCACCGCCAACCCCCAGCAGAGCCAAGCGGCCUAGAUCUGUCGUGUUAUUCCACAAACACACCCACACCCACACACACACACACCUCCAGCUUUUUGGCUUUUCCGGACGAUGAGUGGACGAGGUGGUGCCGGAGUUUUUCGGGGUGGAAAGGAUUGGUCUUUUUCGGCCGGGGGAGCCACACCACCCACCCGCCAUCACUUGAUGUAUCGCGCAACGAAUCCAACUGCCAAACCGUCGAAGCUUCCUCCUCAGCUAGAUACCUUUGCCCAACUCGGCCAAAAAAAAGAAUAAAUAACAACAAACAAUCCACAACCUCUCGCCAACCACGCGCAACUCGCCGGCUCUUCAAUAGCUUGUCUUAGACAUUAGUUUAUAUGUGAGUAAUGGUAACCGUAUUUAGGAGUAACCUAUAUAUGCAUACCACCAAGAUUUCAACUAAAGUUUAACUGCGUAUAUAUAAAUAUAUAUAUUUGUGUGUAUAGAGAAUGAUAAAGCCGUAAAACAAGUGUCUGUAUAUAAGCCAAGAUUUGCACAAUAUUCAUUAUAGAUUUUCUUUGCCUUUCACACUCGAGGAUAUCCUAUAAUCCAUUUGAAACAACUAAAUAUGAACGAGGCAUAAAUAAAUGUAUUCAAGUGCUUGGCAACGGUCCCUCAAAGUUCCUAUAAUUUUGGAAGGUGUUCAGAAGAGAUGUAAUAGGGCUUUGAGAUGCCAUUGCCAAAUCAAAAUAGUUUCUCUUGAAUUGUUGCUGUCCAAACGCAUACCUACAAAAAAAACUCUAUAUUAUAAAGAAUACGUAUUUAGGCAAGCGGAAUAUUUGUAACUUGGAUUUGUGUUUCCUGCUUGAAUAUUUGCAGCUUCCUCUUUGUAUUUUAUAAUUACUACCAUUACUUUAGUUUUUUUUAACAACGUACUAUAUGUAUCCUUAUACGACAUACAUAGAAACCAGCAUAAAUAUAGUGCAUUGCAUUUUAUACUAAUUGUACGAACUGAACCCACUGAAGAAGUUCUUCUUCUUGCACUAGCAAAAAAAACAAUAACAAAAAACAAAGAUAGAGAGAAAAUUAUCUUAAAAAAGGAAGGAAGAAGAGAUCGUAUAUAUAUUUUUUUCGUUUCUACUGUUUAAAAAUUGGUAACUAUAAACGGAAGCAACUAACCUUGAAACAUAUAAGCAAUCUUUGAAAUCGACUAAACCAGAUGAGCGAAGGACGAUAAGCGUUUCAGCAAAUAUACUAUAUAUAUAGAUGCAUAUACACACACACACACACACUAACAGGAGGGAAAACCAACCACAUAAGAAUUUAGCAUACAGGCAUAGAAACAUAUGUAUAUUGGUGGGCUUAUUAAUGUAUUUGUAGUAGAUGUGUGCGUAAUUAAACAUAAUGCAAUCGCAAUGAAAACACAAAUAUCGUUAUAUCGUAACCAGACUUUUCCAGGGCCAGCGUUCGUGGGUGGUGACCUCAACCGCCCCUUUUGCCAGUCCAUCCACUUCCGUAGUACUUUUGCCUUUUGAACUGUAACGUCUGUAGCUCUAAACACACAAGCAUUAACAUACAUACAUAAACACCUUAACCUCCUUAAAUGUGACUUGUCUAUUAAAAGAAAUUGCAUCAGAUGCGAGUAUUACGAUUAUCAUAUAUACACACACACACACACGCCCAGAUAUACAUACAUAUAUAGAGAGUUUCCUUCUGAUAUAUGCGAUUCAAGCGAACUACGUGCACUAGCCUUUGAAGCCGAAGAACGAAUGCAAACAAUUUUUACCAAUAUACAUGUACAAGUACGAGUACCAUACAAUAAUUAUCGAUAUCUAUCUACCGAUCGGUAAGCACAUAACCAAUUAACGUGGAACUAAACCAAACGAGAAAUGAGAAGAACAAGUAAAUUGAAAUGAUUCCUGCCCUCCAUUCGUAUUAAAAACCAUUGAAACUAACUCAACUUUUUAUAGCAUAUAUAUACUAUGGAUAGCAUUGAUUUUUUGUGAGAGAAACGAUAUACAUAACACUAGUUUAGCCUGUUCGGGAGGGCCGUAAGCCGUAUCUAUUGGGUCAUCCGUUGCUUAUAGCGAGAGUUUGCAGCACUUUCCCUGCCCAGAGUCAGAGUCCCAACUCUCCGUUCUCAAAUCCUUACUAAAGCUAUGCAUUACUGAAAUCUUGAUACCUAGUAUAUGUGUAAACGUGUGUGUAUUUAUUAUGCACGGUACUCGCAAAAUUCAGGGAUAUUUUGUAAGCCUUUUCAUUAAAUGUUCCGUCUGUCCGUCUUGGAAAUAAUAUAUAAAUCUUGUAUGCCCUCUUGAUACAAAUAAUUAGAUUUCCUUCAAACCGAAGUAAUACCUUACUUGGGAGUAAACUCUUUACCAAAUUUGACCAUUUCUUUUUAACAACUUUGAAUGUUUUUAUGCCAAGCAAACGCCUUAAGGUAUGCAACUUAUUUUGUAGCAAGACAGUGAGUACCGGGUAUCGAAUAGUCGGCAGCUUCGACUAUAAGGUUCUUUCUUGUUUUUAAUCUAUAUGAAUGGUAUUUCCAAAAGACCAUUGUAAAGGUGUUGUGCUUUUCUAGAAUUUUAUUAGUAGGAACAUCAACUGAAUGAUAAACGAAAACCCAAAAGUAAAGUUUAUUUUUUGUCACAAUAACAGAACGUUAUGAUAAAAGCAAAUAGCUAUAUAUAGAAUAUAUUAUAUACAUGAAUUGAAUACCUUUUAUACGUGCACUGACAUAAUUACUUACGAGUAUAUGUAAAAAAUUCAAUCAACCAAGCUAAGCAGAAAAGAAACUUUAUUCAAAAUAUUCUUUUAAUCCGGUUUCGAUAAUUUAACGCUACUGAGUUCGUUUUAUACCUCUCCGUCUAUCCUGAACUAAAAGCACUAAUACUAGGUGUUUCCAUCGAAUAGUUUUUCUUCUAACUAUCUUGUUUAUUAUUUUCCAAACAAUUAAACAAAAAAUCAAAAGCUUAUCAUAAAAAUAUAUUUAUAGUAACAAAACGAUAAAAAAAAAACACAAACAAAAAAAUUAUAAAGUUUUGCUGUGAUGUACGUUAUAUAUAUUUAAUUACAUAAAAUGCAAUAAAAUUUAAAACAUAUAAUGCAUAAUUCCAAAUUAUUACAACAAAACAAAAGAAAAACCAAAAACAAAACAAAAAAAAUGAAGAAUGAUUAUGAAAUACAAAAACAUUUUAUGCAUGAGAAUUUCUCCAAAACAAAAACAAAUAAAAAACAAUAUGUACGACAUACUAUAACAUCUACACUUGUCUAGAAAUUAUGCAAUUUUAAAUGUGACUAUUAUUUUACAUUUUUGUAGCAAGAACCGAGACACUCUCUUCUAGUAAUUGUAAAUCAGUUAACCAUAGUAUUAAACAAACGUUUUUCAGUGGCAUUGUAACGGUGAGCGGGCGUUUUUAAUGUUAAUUGCAAUAAUUUCAAUUUUCGGUUUUGUAUUAACUCGCAAAAUUUCAAUAAAAUUCAAUGAACGUCAAUAAAA
Molecule: messenger RNA, 8116 nt
Organism: Drosophila ficusphila
Lineage: Eukaryota; Metazoa; Arthropoda; Insecta; Diptera; Drosophilidae
Gene: mura
Product: transcription factor mef2A
Exons: 9
Coding region: 1060-4674 (1204 amino acids)
Source: RefSeq, a predicted model, not a curated record